Messenger RNA from Perognathus longimembris pacificus (Pacific pocket mouse), 2358 nucleotides. It is a transcript of the gene Cnp, whose product is annotated as 2',3'-cyclic nucleotide 3' phosphodiesterase. Gene Ontology annotation, biological process: cyclic nucleotide catabolic process. Gene Ontology annotation, molecular function: 2',3'-cyclic-nucleotide 3'-phosphodiesterase activity. The transcript has 4 exons. Gene Ontology annotation, cellular component: membrane; cytoplasm. Bases 136 to 1392 code for a protein of 418 amino acids. NCBI's taxonomy places the organism in Eukaryota, Metazoa, Chordata, Mammalia, Rodentia, Heteromyidae. The record is from RefSeq and is a predicted model, not a curated record.
CCCCGCCACCCCCGCCCCUCCCGCCUCCGGCUAUGAAAAGCCGCGCGCGCCCGGAGCCCGCCGUGUCCCUCGCGCAGGCGGGCGGCCCUGGAGAGCUGGUGCCCGCAAAGGCGGCGACCGUGGCGCCCACUCAUCAUGAACACCAGCUUCUCCCGGAAGAGCCACACAUUUCUGCCUAAGAUCUUCUUUCGCAAAAUGUCAUCCUCGGGGGCCAAGGACAAGCCCGAGCUGCAGUUUCCCUUCCUUCAGGAUGAGGACACGGUGGCCGUGCUGCACCAGUGCAAGACACUCUUUAUCCUGCGGGGCCUGCCUGGCAGCGGCAAGUCCACCCUGGCUCGGGCCAUCGUGGAUAAGUACCACGAUGGCACCAAGAUGGUGUCUGCUGAUGCGCACAAGAUCACCCCAGGCAGCCGAGGAGAUUUCCCGGAUGAGUACAAGCAGCUGGACGGGGAGCUGGCUGCCUACUGCCGCCGGAACAUACGAGUGCUUGUGCUGGAUGACACCAACCAUGAGCGGGAGCGGCUGGAACAGCUCUUCGAAAUGGCCGACCAGUACCAGUACCAGGUGGCGUUGGUAGAACCCAAGACCGCGUGGAGACUGGACUGCGCCCAGCUCAAGGAGAAGAACCAGUGGCAGCUGUCGGCCGAUGACCUGAAGAAGCUGAAGCCUGGCCUGGAGAAGGACUUCCUGCCACUCUACUUCGGCUGGUUCCUGACCCAGAAGUGCUCUGACACCCUACGCAAAGCUGGCCAGGUCUUCCUGGAGGAGCUGGGGAGCCACAAGGCCUUCAAGAAGGAGCUGCAACACUUUAUCUCUGGGGAUGAACACGGAAAGAUCGAACUGCUCAGCUACUUUGAAAAGAGACCCCCAGGCGUGCUGCAUUGCACAACCAAGUUCUGUGACUAUGGGAAGGCCCCUGGGGCCGAUGAAUAUGCCCAGCAGGAUGUGGUGAAGAAAUCUUACAUGAAGGCCUUCACACUGACCAUUUCUGCCCUCUUUGUGACACCCAGGACAACAGGGGCCCGGGUGGAAUUGAGUGAGCAGGAGCUGCAGUUGUGGCCAAAUGAUGUGGACAAGCUGUUAGCAGAGAGCCUGCCCCGGGGGAGCCGCGCUCACAUCACCCUGGGCUGUGCGGCCGAUGUGGAGGCCAACCAGACAGGCCUAGACCUCCUGGAUAUUGUGCGGCAGGAGAAGGGGGGCAGCCAAGGUGAGGAGGUGGGUCAGCUCUCCCGGGGCAAGCUCUAUUCCUUGGGCAAAGGGUGUUGGAUGCUGAACCUGGCCAAGAAGAUCGAGGUCAAGGCCAUCUUCACCGGUUACUACGGGAAGGGCAAACUUGUGCCCACACAUGGCAGCCGGAAGGGGGGUGCCUUGCAGUCCUGCACCAUCAUAUGAGGGCGCUUCCCACUCUGCACCCCUGCUCUGUAGAAGGGAGCAGGUGUAGGGCAACCAUGCCCUCGGCUUGGUUUUUAUGUUAUGAUUUUUGUUUCGUGUUUUGUUUUUACUGUUAACCUAUCUGUAACUUUGAAGAACAAAACAAAAACCCAACCAAAACAACUUGUAAAGUAACUGCCUCUCCCUCCCUGCCCCGUUCCCCUAACACUCAAGCUCUCAACACAAGGUGGGCAGGCGGGUGGACACCAUUCAGGAAUCUGAGCUGAUCAUGCUGGGGUGUUGGGGCUGGAGCUGCCCCUGAUCCCCAAGAGCUGGCUGACCGGCCCGGAGCCCAGAACUGUCCACAGCUGCACAUACCCUGCUGACCGGAGGAGGAAAGAGGCAAUGACUUUGGAGAGGGUCCCUGGGCUCUGAUCCCAUUUCUUAACUCAUUUAUAGCUCUAGGAAGGCUGGGGUUAUUUGCCAGGGUAGGAAAAAGGGGCUUACCCUCUCACCUUUGGUCCCAAGGCCCUAUGUAACUAGGCCCUUGAUAACUAGGGAAAAACAAAAAAGAGUGAUAAGCAGUAGCCAUGUCCAAGACUGCUUACUGGCCUCACCCCAAGAGGGGAUGCGCUCUGCUGUGGGCCUGAGAGAUCAAAGCCAAAGACACAUGACCAGGGAAGUUAACUGCCUUCCUUGCUAUCUGUCUAGACGAUCUUGCCUCCCUGGUACUGCCUAGGCCUUCCCUCAAGGGGACUGGUGGAUACUAAGAGCCAGCGGAGGUCCCGGGACCACUAGCUGAGGGCAAGUACUAUCUGCUCUUCUGCUCCAUGUGCUGUGCUUCUUGAGGUGCUUUCCACAGCUUAAUAACCAGACCAUGCUAAUCGAGCUGUCACUCAACAAAAGUGUUUUAAGUUCCUAUCCUGGUUGCCCCAUGUCAGCAACUUGUAAGACUGAUAAUGAAAUAAAUAAAUCAUGUUAAUCUUA